CAAGCUAUUCCCACAGCAGUGAAGCUGAGUCGAGCCAUUCUUCAAUUCACGAAACAUGGCCACCGAUUCCCCGUCGGAGGAUUCAACUCCGGCCGCUGAUGGCUUUAUCGCCAGCGACCCACUGUCGAGCCCGUUCGGCUCCCUCAACGACCUCUGCUACGAGCUCUCGUCUCUCCAAGAGCUCGCCACUCGAGGCUCAUGGCGUUCCAUUCUCGACAAGGUCUCUCGCGCCCGCAAGCUCUCUCUCCUCCAAAAGCCCCACGAACACCUAUGCUAUUUCUCCUACAACGUCCUGGCUCUCAUCAAGCUCCGUCGAUACGGCGACGUUUCGGAGGAGCUGGCAUCGCUGGAGGAUCUCGAUCACUCCAUCUACCAGUACGAAUCACACCCUGAUGUGUACCCCGGCCGGUCUGGUUCCAUGAUUCCGUUCGCUCUCCGGUGGAUCCAUGCCGAGAUUCCGUUGAAAUUGGGGAAGCGCCAGGAAACCCUAGAUCGGUUGUAUACGCUGCUCGAUUUUGCGCGGACGAGGGUGGAUGAGAAAGGGUCGAGGGGGCUGGGGGUUUCUGCGGAUGUGUGGAAGAGGAGGGAGGUUUUUGUGGUGAAUUCGAUAAUCGGGCACCAUUUGAGUCACAAGGAAUUUGGUGUGUGUGUGAGUUUGAUCAGGCAGUUACUGAGCGGCAGAUGCCGCGAUGAUCCGGCGCUGGUGUCGAAGCUCGGCUGCAUUCAGCUGCAGAUUGGGGAUUUGGAGGGGGCGAAGGCGUCGUUCGAACUGGUAGAGAAGAUGGGUAAGGAAGAGAGAUUAGGUUCAUUGAGCGAAAUUGAGUUCAAGAACCUUGUGAAUCGGAAUAAGGCGCUGGUUUACUUAGUGGGAAAAGAUUAUGUGUCUGCAGUGAGGGAGUACGAGGAGUGCAUUGAGAGGGAUGGUUCGGAUGUUGUGGCUAUCAAUAACAAAGCUCUGUGCUUGAUGUAUUUGAGGGACUUAUCGGAUUCGAUCAAGGUGUUGGAGAAUGCCCUCGAAAGGGUUCCUACAGUAGCUCUGAAUGAGACUCUUGUGGUUAAUUUGUGUAGCAUGUAUGAGUUGGCCUAUGUUAAUCAUUCUGAUAUUAAGAGGACGCUGAGCAAUUGGAUUGCUCGAGUUGCUCCUGAUGAUUUUGAUUCAUCUUGUACUCGAAUAUGAGGUAUUCUUUCUUCAGAAUUGGCACCCUUCCUUUUUGGGCUUGAUUUAUCUACAUGUUUUAUACAUUGUCAAAUCUGUUUCUCUGGUAAUAACUAAUAAUUGAUGGUUUUGAGAUGAGA
Vitis riparia (riverbank grape) is the source of this 1296-nucleotide messenger RNA. Its product is annotated as trafficking protein particle complex subunit 12. The record is from RefSeq and is a predicted model, not a curated record. Bases 56 to 1177 code for a protein of 373 amino acids. The transcript has a single exon. Gene Ontology annotation, molecular function: protein binding. Lineage: Eukaryota; Viridiplantae; Streptophyta; Magnoliopsida; Vitales; Vitaceae.